CAUUAAUUCCAAUUACUUCUUUUUCUUCUUGUACUCAAUCUUGCUGAUCAACAAUAGUAGUAAUGGCACCAAACAGCAUAAAAAAACUCAGGAAGCUGCCUCACGUGUUCAGCAAAGUCCUCGAAUUACCGAUCCCGUCCAACGCGGAUGUCGAGGUGGAAGAAAACCUCGAAUUCUUCCGCUUCAUGGCGAAAAUCGAGCAGCAUGGUGAAAAUAUUCGUAAUGUGAGGGCGCAAACAGUGGAGAUUCAUCCAGGGAUUACGAAGAUAGUAGUGAGAAAUGGUAGUGGUGAUGGUGGUGAAGCGGAGCUACUGAUGUUGGACCAAUUGAAUGUGGACACGUGGAGAUUUAGGUUACCCACGUCCGCAAAACCGGAGCUGGCUACGGCUGUGUUUGCGGACGGGGAGCUAAUCGUGACGGUGCCGAAAGGUGUGAACGGUCGUGGAGGGUACGGAGGGAAGGAUGUUUUGGUACGCCGCCGAAAUAUCACGCUUGUUCUUGUACAAUAGUUGAGACAAGAGUAUAAGCUAGGUCUCCCCAUAUAUUGAUAUUAUUUUCUUUUUAGUUUCUAAAUCUUAGGGACGAAAUGAUAUAUUUCUAUAUUUGAAAAUAAUUAUGUUUAAAAUUCUAUUUCAUCCUUAUAAUAAAAAAAUACAUUAUCAAAUAAGCAGAUCCAGAACAUGUUUACAAAACCAUGUACAAAAUUAUUCAAAACUUAAAUCAAAGGAAAUUCCAAGGUGAAUUUUUUGCCAUGAUGUUUAGUAAAUUAUCAUUUUUUAAAUUUCUCAUCCAACUUAUAGACCUUUUAGACUAUGAUAUAAAGAUCUAUUUUGAAGAAAUUAAAAAUCUUAUGAGAAAACGUUAGACCACAAUCUAAAACUUUUGUAAGUUAUUACAAACUAGACGUCUGAAAAGGACGAAGAACGGACUCGCUCAACCACCGGAAGAAGGAAAUAGAGGGAGAACAGCAUUGAUUGAGAGGGAGGACAACCCUUUCUUGAUUAGCUAGGAAUAGACAUCGAGAUUACAGUCUAAUAUUUUGUCGGUAAGAU
This is a messenger RNA of Solanum tuberosum (potato), 1052 nucleotides long. RefSeq lists its product as uncharacterized. The coding region runs from base 63 to 509 and encodes 148 amino acids. The record is from RefSeq and is a predicted model, not a curated record. The transcript has a single exon. Lineage: Eukaryota; Viridiplantae; Streptophyta; Magnoliopsida; Solanales; Solanaceae.